Messenger RNA from Ctenopharyngodon idella (grass carp), 901 nucleotides. RefSeq names its product SLAM family member 5-like. The record is from RefSeq and is a predicted model, not a curated record. Bases 101 to 901 code for a protein of 266 amino acids. The transcript has 5 exons. NCBI's taxonomy places the organism in Eukaryota, Metazoa, Chordata, Actinopteri, Cypriniformes, Xenocyprididae.
UGGGACCAAUGUAAGUGAUUUCAUUGCAGGUGUCGAUCCUGCUCAGUUGAGUUGAAGGAGCAUCAUCGAGAAGAACAACACAUCAAAAACAUUCAAUAGUAUGUGGGCUUUCAUCUUAUAUUUCAUCUGUGCGGAGGUGUGUGGAGAGGUUGAUGACAUUGAAACAGUGAAAGUGAAAGAGGGAGGUUUCCUCAAUCUGAAUCCGGGACUUCAUGAUCCUAACGGAGACGUUCAGAUACUGUGGACGUUUGAAAGCGGCAGACAAAGUACUCGUGUCGCACAGAUGCAUCAAGGAAAAAUAUACACUCAUUAUGACAAGAGACUCACUGGCAGAGUGCAGCUAGACCAAGAGACAGGGAUUUUAACCAUUACUGACAUCAGAACUAAUGAAUCUGGACUGUAUAAAGCAUUAAUCGUCAUCAAUACACACAUCUCAGGACGGAGGUACAAAGUUGAUGUUUAUGCACCUGUCUCUGUACCUGCCAUCAGGAGCAGCUCAGCUCUGCAUCAAUCUACAGGUACAUCAGAGGAAAUAUGCUCUGUGCUUUGCUCUGUGAGAAAUGAUCGAGACGUGUUCAUCUCAUGGUAUAAAGGGGGUGAAAUUGUGAAUCAAACCAGCAAUCCUGAUCUCAGCAUCAACCUCAGUUUACAAUUAGAGCUUCAUUAUAAUGAUUCAGAGAUCUACAGCUGCACGGCUGCAAAUCCAGUGAGCAACAAGAGCGUCAGUCUUCACAUGAAAGAGAUCUGCCCACGACAUGAAGAUUGUCUGGAUCAUUGUGGCGUCACCGAAGCUCUGAUUCGACUGGUUCUGUCUGGUCUGGUGGGAAUCGCCACUGUUUUCUUUCUGGUCGAACAUGUGAGGAUCUGCUCAGUUCAGAGAAGAGCUGCUGCUUCUGUGUGA